CUGCAGAAAUAACUGUUCAACCAACUGUGGAAGAGGCCUCUGACAACUGCACUCAAGAAUGUCUCAUCUUGGGCCAUUCUGACGCCUGCUGGAUGCCGGCGGCUCUGACCCAUUCCAGCCCUCCUCAGGCACAGGCCUCUGCUCUAUGCCACAGUCCACCUCUGACACAGACCUCUGUUCGUCGCCGCAGCCCGCCAGUGACACAGACCAUAGCUCUCUGCCACAGCCCUCCAGUGACCCAUGCUAUCGCACUGUGCCACAGCCCUCCACCGGUGCAGGCCUCUGUUCUCCACCACAGUCCUCCUCUAGUACAGGCUACAGCACUUUGCCACAGCCCACCACCAGCACAGGCCUCACCUCUCCGGUAUAGCCCUCCCCUGGCACAGGCUGCUGCCCUCCAUCGCAGCCAGGCCCAGCCACCAAUGGGUUUGCAGCAAGGUUGGGUACAAAGUGCUGGAGCUGAUGAACUAUGCUCUGUUGAUCAGGGGGUGCAAGGUAGUGCAAGAUCCCAGUUUUAUACCAUGUCUGAAAGACUUCAUUCCAGUAAUGAUUCAAUGAAAGUCAUCCCCUUGACAACCUUCAAACCAGGCCAACAGGCUAGAUCCUCUAGGGGUGAUUCUCCCAUUAUGGAAGAACAUCCCUUGUAA
Messenger RNA from Propithecus coquereli (Coquerel's sifaka), 647 nucleotides. Its product is annotated as protocadherin-11 X-linked-like. The record is from RefSeq and is a predicted model, not a curated record. Lineage: Eukaryota; Metazoa; Chordata; Mammalia; Primates; Indriidae. The annotation marks the transcript as partial. The transcript has a single exon.